GCUUGAUUCAUCCAUUCCAAAAACUUCAAGUUUUCUACAUAUUUAUUUAUUUCUAUUUAGUCACAAGCUCUCAGCAUGGGAUGUGCUUACCUAAAUGUAUCAUCACUUCCAUCUACGAGCAUAACCCAGUCCUUGUCAUACUCGCAUCAUAGCGCAAGAUUGACGAACCGAGAUGCUGGGACUUAGACCCCAGAGAGAGAUGCCGAUCCAAAUACGAUUGCAUGUGCUAUCAGCGAGCGUCAUUAGUGCGAUCAACCGAGGGCGCAAUCGGAGGGCAUCACGAUGAUCAAAACAUCAAUCGCAGUUUGUUAUGUAAGCUUCUGCAGGCUAGCGUUUCCUUCUCGACGCGCUGCGGUGUCUUUGCUCGAGCUUUCCUAAACAGACGCGCAAAAUCAGGGCAUGGACAGUGUCCUGCGACUGCAUUCUCUUCAGGUCCCUUCGAUGCAUCAGGUCCUCCAGGGCGUGGUCGCGUCUCAUCAUAACAUGUACUCAGAAGAAGCAGAUGCGGACCAUAUGGUAGAUGGUGGCUGUAACCGUCUAGCUUCCAUGGGCCGUUUCGCCAACGGGCGGAUGGAUGGCAUGUUAUAAAGCACCGGUAUUGGGAAUACCUGACCGACGACGCCCAUCACCGGCAUAGUUCCUGCACUUCGCUCCGCCAGCAACGGACACAAAGCAUGUCCCUCUACUCCUCCUCCUCCUCGACCGGCGGCAUCAUCUACACCUCCCCCGCCCCGUCGGUCCCUGUCGUGAGCACCUCAGUGUUCACGCACAUCCUCUCGCUGGACGCCAGGACCGGGGAUGUCGGUGGAUUCCCCGGCGCGAAGCCCGCGUUCAUCGAUGCGGACACCGGGACGACUGUCACGCGCGUGCAGCUGAGGCAGCUGGCGCUCGAGUUUGCCUUUGGGAUGCGCACGAGGGCCGGAGCGCGACGCGACGACGUGGUGAUGAUAUACAGCCCCAACGCGCUGGCCUGGCCAGUGGUGUUAUUUGGAUCUGUCGCUGCGGGGCUGCGCUGUACGCUGGCUAACAGCGCGUAUCUCCCGCGCGAGCUGGUGCACCAGUACACGGACAGCGGCGCGGGCCUGGUCGUGACGCACGAGGCGGGGCUGGCUGCUAUUCGCGAGAUGUUUGCGAUGCUCGGUGUUUCCAAGGCAGAGGGCGACCGACGGACAAUCUUGCUGACACGAGAUCUGACGUGGGCAGGCGGACCCUCGGCAUCUGUCUCUGAAGACGCCGCAGCGCUGGUGAAGAUGGGUGAUCUGUUAGGACUGGGAUCUUUGAUCGAGGAGGAGAAAUUCGACGGGGAAAAGCUGGCCACAGAGACCGUAUUUCUUUGUUAUAGCUCUGGGACGACGGGAAAACCCAAAGGGGUGGAGACUACGCACCAGAACGUUACAGUCUUCGCCGAUCUCCUGAGAAGUCAGCUGCCACCACUCUCAGUGGGAAAGGAAGCUGUUUUGGGUAUUCUUCCAUUGUACCACAUCUAUGGUCUCAUGCAAAUCCUGCACAUACCUUUCACCUUGGGAUGGACCACCAUUCUGCAAGGGGCAUUCGAUCCAGUCAACUUUUGUCGGAUCAUACAACAAUAUGCCAUCAGCUUCGCUUAUGUUGUGCCACCGAUGCUGGUCGUCCUGGCGCGCCACCCAGCCGUGGAUAAGUUCGACCUUUCCAGUUUGGAGUACAUGGUCUCGGCUGCGGCGCCGCUGGGUGCAGACCUCGUCAGGCUUGUCAAGCAGAGGCUACUGUCGAAGCGGGCAGCUGGUGGAACUCUUUGGAUCAGCCAGGGCUACGGUCUCACUGAAACGACAACGGCGACACAUCUCGUUCCCUUUGACGCGCGGUCGGACGCAAAAGCCGGCAGCAUUGGCCCUCUCCUGCCGAAUCUGGAGGCCCGCAUCAUCUCGGAGAAUGGCGGUGGCGAUGCCCAACCUGGAGAGCGCGGCGAAUUGUGGAUCAGAGGCAAGACGAUCAUGAAGGGAUACCUGAACAACGUCAAGGCUACGGCUGAGACGACGGCUCCGGACGACUGGUUCAUGACGGGAGACAUUGCCUACCGGGACGAAGACGGAUUCUACUAUAUCGUUGACAGGAAGAAGGAGCUGAUCAAGUACAAGGGCUUCCAAGGUCUGUGUCCGUCAUGGGCUUUCGGUCUCGAAGCUUAUCCGAAGUUGCGGCCAGUUCCUCCAGCAGAGCUCGAAAGCGUGCUUUUGACACAUCCUGACAUCGCAGACGUCGCUGUUAUCGGUAUCGAAGAUUUGAAGGAGGCGACAGAGCUUCCUCGGGCAUAUGUCGUUCACGCUAGUCCCGAUUCUCUCCAAUCAGAUGCCGAGAAGGUAGAGUAUGCUCAAAACAUUGUCAAAUGGAUGCAGACCAAAGUCGCGAAACACAAGUUCCUGCGCGGAGGGGUGCGAGUGAUCGACAUCAUACCAAAGAGUGCGGCCGCCCCCGGAAAGCCGGAUGUUUUCCGAGACAUCACUCAGAAACCUCCUCCUUAUAACGGCUGGGGGUCUCUCUGUCCUCGCUCCGGCAUCCCCCCUCCACCACCUUCGGUCACUGCACGCUCACGAGUAGAAUCCAUGGCGCCGCCUCGCAUCUAUGAAUCGGGCUACUCCCCCGUCCCCAUCGUCAACACCUCGAUCUACACGCACCUCCUGGGAUCCCGCACGGCCUCAGGAGACGACGUCGGGGCAACCACGCUGACGCGAGGUGGUCUGAAGGAUCUCACGCUACGGCUCGCGUACGGGCUCAAACAUGUGUGCGGGGCGAAGAGGGGAGAUACGCUGCUGAUCUUUUCUCCGAACUCGUUGGCGUGGCCUGUCGUCCUAUACGGAGGCGUCGCGGCCGGCCUACGAUGCACGCUCGCGAAUAGCGGGUACACGCACCACGAGCUCGAGCACCAGUACAAGGACAGCCGAGCGAAGAUCGUCGUCUGCUCAGAGGAGACUGUGCCCGUCGCUCGAGAGAUGUUCUCGCUGCUGGGGCUCUCCGAGGCGGAGGCGGACACGAGGAUCGUGGUCAUGCCGCAACAGGACCUUAGCUGGGCAGGGGGGCCACAGGCACCCAAGCCCGCGAACUUGAAGAACCUGGUCUGGAUGCAGGAUCUCUUGGCGAAGGGCAAGCUGGCAAAGGAGGAAAAGUUCGACGGGCUUGGGGACGAGACGGUGUAUCUCUGCUAUAGUUCAGGGACUACGGGGAAGCCCAAGGGUGUCGAGACCACGCACCAGAACAUGACUUCCGUGGUCGACAUGACCAAAGGGUUCUUCCCUCUCCCUCCAGACGGCCAGACGCCUAUGAUCGCGAUCCUUCCGUUCUAUCAUAUCUUCGGGGCGUCGAAUAUCCUGAACGGCUCGUUGUCCUGUGCAACUCCGGUCGUCGUGAUGCAGCGCUUCGACCCGGAACUGUUCUGCGCCAACAUUGAACGAUACAGAGUCAUGUACUCGUUCGUUGUGCCCCCUGUUCUAGUCACGCUCGUGAGACACGAAGCUGUGGAUAGGUACGAUCUGAGUUCCUUGGAGUAUAUGCUGUCUGGUGCAGCUCCGCUCGGUGGCGAACUCGUUUCGAUGGUGGGCUCGAAAAACUGCCCUGUGUGCAUGAUCACUGAAAUCCGACAGGUCCGAAAGCGACUACUUGGGAAACGAAAGGCCGGAUCGAUAUUAUGGAUUACUCAGGGUUACGGUCUGACUGAGACGUCGCCCUCGACUCAUACGCUGGAGUACCAAGACUCCCUGCGCAAGAUCGGCAGCUGCGGCACUCUCCUCCCGAACUUGCAGGCUCGGCUGGUCGAAGAUGAGGAUGGAUUGGUCGACGCUGAAGAAGGCCAGCCAGGCGAGCUGUGGCUGAGAGGGAAGACCAUCAUGAAAGGAUACCUGAACAACGUGGCUUCGACUAAGCACUCCAUCACCCCCGACAAAUGGUUCAAGACCGGCGAUGUCGCUGUCCGGGACAAUGAGGGGUUCUUCUACAUCGUCGAUCGUAGAAAGGAGUUGAUCAAGUAUAAGGGCUUCCAAGUCCCGCCCGCCGAGCUUGAAGCCAUUCUGCUCUCGCACCCAGGUGUAGCCGAUGCGGCUGUGAUCGGCGUGGACGAUCCUGUCGAGGCCACAGAGCUCCCGCGGGCUUACGUUGUCCCCGCCGACCCCGCCAAAGUUUCAUCCAAGGCCGAGAAAGCUGCUUUCGAGGCAGCAGUAGCCCAAUGGAUCCAGACGAAAGUCGCGAAGCAUAAGUAUCUGAGAGGAGGGGUUGCUGUUAUCGAUCUCAUCCCAAAGAGUCCGGCUGGGAAGAUCCUCCGCCGGCAGCUUCGCGAGCUGGCGAAAGAGGAAGUCAAACGCGGCGAGAUCAAGUUCGCGACCAAGGCCAAGCUAUAAGGCCUGGUAUUGGGUGUUUAUAUCGUGCCCGGUGUAAAUUAUACUUGCCCUAUCUUAUCUACUCCCUGUAACUAUGCUAUCAUCAACGUACAAAGCUCAACCUUGAUCAAUCAAUCGAGCUGUGGCAUUUGGGUCGCGAGCGAGCAUGUGACCGCGUAGAAGAACAUAUCGCCACCACUUAGUCUGGGAACAUAGUGGAGUCAUGGAAGCAUGGAAGCUCCAUGGCAGUAGACAUCGAAGGACUUCAUCAUGGGAAAGGUCACAAAGACGCACAUGUAGCUUUCCAAGGUUCCGGAAUAUGCGACGACAUCAAACAGGCUCGAGGAUCAAGCAGUGCGUUUCAGUCCAGCGACUAGGCCGCACUGGACUCGUAGGCGAGGCGCGUCCGGCAGAAACUCAUUGCUGCGCGAGAAUGGAUCGGUGGG
Mycena citricolor is the source of this 4786-nucleotide messenger RNA. The record is from the annotation of a GenBank genome assembly. Lineage: Eukaryota; Fungi; Basidiomycota; Agaricomycetes; Agaricales; Mycenaceae.